This is a messenger RNA of Leptinotarsa decemlineata (Colorado potato beetle), 1807 nucleotides long. RefSeq lists its product as uncharacterized. NCBI's taxonomy places the organism in Eukaryota, Metazoa, Arthropoda, Insecta, Coleoptera, Chrysomelidae. The record is from RefSeq and is a predicted model, not a curated record.
UCAUUUAUUUAUGAGAAUUUCAACAAACACGUGGAAAUCUUGCCGUAUAGGCAUGUUUCGGUGAUAGAGAAAUGUGUGGUUUAUUUCACUUAAUCUUUCACACAUGUGGGGAUCGCUAUCGCCUUUUUCUUUAGCCGGGCCGUAUAGAUAGACGAAAUAUUUAUGUCCCCAUUUCGAGUCCUUUUCAAAGUGACAUACGAGAAACCAUUCGAGUUUUGACUGCUUUCGUGAAGGGUUCAGCUGUGGCGAGUGUUUUAGUUUUCCGAAAAACACAAACCAAAAUUUUGUGGCUCAUUCAGAUAUCAGCCAAUGAUGGCUUCUUCGAAAGCAGCACCCUGUUGGACGACACUCGAGGAUUUGCAUAACGACCUGUGUGCAUUUUCAGAAAUAGCCGUAAACCAGGAUGAUGCCUACGAACCUCCUCUCGCUACCAUAGUUCAGUACAAUGCUCAAAUGAGAGCUAAUCAUACUUCCAGUAUUUUCGACACUCAAGAGCCCGAAGAAGACGUUACUUAUAUUUGUUCGGGCAGAGGAAGGGGGGGACUGAGUAAAUUUUACAGGCCAGGGAUGCCUGUUACUGAUGAUGGUCAGGAUUUUGUUAGCAGGAAAAUUAGGGAGGUCUCAGGAGUUGGCUACUCCAACGAAAUAAUCGAACAGUCCCUCCGUGAGAAAAUUCGCAAAGUGAAAAUCCCUGAUAGUGAAUUCUGCGACGCAGAACUCAACGGAAAUAACUCAAAUGAAAGAACUGCCAGUCCAAUGAGCGCCAGAUCAACUUCAACACAGUCAAUUAACGCAAACACAGGAACUUCCAGCCCUAUGAGCGCUCGAUCAGCUUCGGCUCAGUCCAUUUCUUCAGGUCCGGAAUCAGAAGACGGGAACGCAGAGCAGCAACCUCCGCCACUAAGCGUGAUAUUGAAGCUUGCGAAAAAUAAGAAGAAAGCCCCUACACAAAAGGUGCCUCGAGAAGAUGUGACCGUGUCUCACAGGCUAAUUCAAAUCGAGAUUCCGAAGAUUGAAGCGGACUCUAGUUCAAAAUCCAGGGAGCGGUCUCCAAGUAAUGGCAGCAGCAUCUCAUUGUCCGAGAAUCUCUUCAAAACUCCAGAUUCAUUCUCGGAAACCAGUUCUGGAUGGACUAGUUGCUGCGAAUCCAGCAGCAGUAAAGGAGAAGAACCACUGUCGUGGAGAAGAGAGUCGAGAAAUGGGAGGAUUUACACAAAGGAAUGGAGGAAGCGUCCGACAAAUAAAGAUAGUUUCAAUAUAAAUUCCGACAGAGACUUCCCGGCUUUGUGAAUAUUCAAGAAAUCCAUUUGACUCUAGUGAAUGUUCCAGUUGAGUGAUAUUUUUUUACACAUGCUAACAUUUUUCUGAACCAGAAUUCAGAAGAUACUUUCCCGAAGACAGUUGUCCAAUUACAUCAGUUUUUUUUUGCCACAUUUGUACAUACAUUUAUAGCAAAUUCAUUUUCUCCUAAAAAACUCAGUUGGACAUUUGAAAGUACAACAGUUGUACAUGAAAAUCCUUCAGGAAGGUUCUAGUCUCUGGUUCCAGAAUUGUCCAAAAUUUUUGGGCUUGUUUUGCCUAUUUUACUAUUUGGGGAUUCUUGGAAAUUAUCCCGGUUUGGAGGUUGAGGCAAAUCCUUCGUUGUUGAAAAAAAAUACUAUACAUCUUUUUUUCAGUAACUAAUUUGGGUUAAUUUGCAGAAAACAUUUUAGUAUGACAAAACGAAGAAAAAGUCUUCGCGUUCAAAAAUGUUUUAUGUUUCAACUUGUAUAGAUUACAAGUGAGAGAUACAACUGGAAUCUUUGGC